ACUAACGCUGGUCUGGGCGACUGGGCGACGUCAUACGAGAAUUACGAGCAUUCGGAGAAUGAUUGAAAUGAUGUGAGCUAAUUCAAGUAAUUCUAGAGCUAGAAUCGUAUAUGUUGUUAGUACAUGUUUAAUAACGUGUGCGAAGGUUUGCGUUGCUUAUUUAUAAUUUUAAAUCCGUGGUUGUAACUGUAAUUGCUUGGACCGGUUUGGACAGCUAGGAACAUUUACGCAUAAGUUGAUAUCAGGAAAGAAUGACCGAUUUGCAGAAUGGUUUUCCUCUUGGGCCACAACCUGGCAUAACUUAUCCCAUACGAGUAUUAUAUUGUGGCAAUUGUUCUUUGCCAAUAGAGUAUUGUGAAUACUACCCAGAAUAUGAAAAAUGCAAGCUAUGGUUAGAACGAAAUAUGCCUACAGAAUUUGAGAGGGUUAUGAAACUGGGAGAGAAAGAAGAUGGAGAAGGAGGAGGAGGUGAAGAGGAAAAGAAGCGACAAAAGCGUGGUGGAAAGGGUAUCAUGAAAGCACGCAAGAAGGAAGAUGGUCCUAAACAAGUGUGCGUAUCACGGGCUCCGCGGGGCAAAAAGAAGUCCGUCACUGUUGUAACAGGACUUAGCACAUUUGAUAUCGAUCUUAAAGUGGCAUCCAAGUUCUUUGGAACCAAGUUUGCAUGUGGGUCAUCAGUAACAGGUGAUGACGAGAUUGUAAUCCAAGGUGAUGUUAAAGAUGAGCUAUUUGACAUCAUUCCAGAAAAAUGGCCUGAGAUUGAUGAAGAUUCUAUUGAAGAUCUUGGAGACCAAAAGAGAUAACAUUGUUUUUAGGUGUACUCUUGGUUCUAUUAUGGGAAGAAGGGGAGCUCAAGUCAAUGUUGGGGCCUCCUCCCAACAGCAGUUAUCAGCUGUUAAGUAAGAAUGGUUUAUGAAGCAAAACAUUACCUUGUUAUGAGGUUCAUGAAUAUUAUAACUCAAUAAUUUAUUUUGAAGUGACAAAUUAACAACAUUAAUCAAUGUACAGUUUGAAAGACGUCUUUACCAAAUAAACUGAAGCCAAAAGCGCA
Cryptotermes secundus is the source of this 1051-nucleotide messenger RNA. RefSeq names its product density-regulated protein homolog (gene DENR). The record is from RefSeq and is a predicted model, not a curated record. Gene Ontology annotation, biological process: translation reinitiation; formation of translation preinitiation complex. Lineage: Eukaryota; Metazoa; Arthropoda; Insecta; Blattodea; Kalotermitidae. The coding region runs from base 252 to 803 and encodes 183 amino acids. Gene Ontology annotation, molecular function: mRNA binding; translation initiation factor activity. The transcript is spliced from 6 exons.